Molecule: messenger RNA, 1827 nt
Organism: Gregarina niphandrodes
Lineage: Eukaryota; Apicomplexa; Conoidasida; Eugregarinorida; Gregarinidae
Exons: 1
Coding region: 1-1827 (608 amino acids)
Source: RefSeq, a predicted model, not a curated record
AUGAAGUCGAUCGGAAGGUGGGGUUCGGUGUCCGCCGUUCGGUGUUCCGGACAGUUGCUAGGCGCGCUCCUGACUGUCAACGGUAGCCGGACCAGUCUGGAUGGGUGCGUGGCACGUGUGCUUUCCGUUCACGUCCGCGGUGGACACGUCUUGCAAGUCCUCGCGCUCGCGCCCGAACAAAAGUUUCGCCGCUGGACCCGGUUCGACUUGAUCCAGGACUCGAACAGAUUCAAGCUGUACACGCCCGAGGAAGGUGUCUUUGCCGAUAACACCUCCCCCCCUGUCCCUGGCGGAGCGUCUGUUCCUGCCGAGACGUCUGUCCCUGCCGAGACGUCUGUCCCUGCCGAGACGUCUGUCACUGCCGGGACGCCUGUCCCUGCCGAGACGCCUGUCCCUGCCGAGACGCCUGUCCCUGCCGAGACGCCUAUCCCUGCCGAGACGCCUGUCCCUGCCAGGCCCUCCCUCUCCCCAUCUGCCAUAAGCUCCCCUGACGAGGAGGCCAAGCGCGUCCUAGCCGCGGCCCUUCAGGAGUAUGUGAGUGGCAAGCCGGUGGCGCCCGAGACGAUGGCCGAGGUCUGGCUCGAAAUUUUCGACCAGCCACCCGAACCGGAGUUCUACUGCCUCCGGCGACCCAUCGGCUACCGACGCCGCACUACCUGCGUCGCGGCCGUGGCGCCGUUGACGUCACAAGACCUCCUCGCACUCUGGGACCGCGUCCCCGACGACUGGCAUGCCGCCAUGGCUGCCGCGGUGCAACCUUCUGACACCGCGGAAAUCGGCCAGAGGAGGCUCCCGUCAGUCAACCAGCCCGUGGUCCACGAGCCGGUGGGCGACCAGCCGUUGGAGCCGUUGGUGGUCUUGGACCUGGACGGCAUUACGGACGAGGUUAUCGAGCGGGACGACAGUUGCGGAGACGACGAUUACGCGGACGACGGCUACGAGGAGAGCGAGGAAGGCAGCGGCUGCGUGAGAGUGAACGGGUGGUCCGGAGUGAAGAGGUGGUCGGAUAAGUUGCGUGCUUGGCGUCCAGGUUGGCACACAUGGCGGGAGCGUGCGAGUCUGGGUUCCUUGUUGGUGACAGGUGGUUUCCUGGGCUGGCUGUUGCUCGGGCAGCGUCGGUCAGCGUCGGAGUGGGCGCGGCCGGCAAACGCAUUUCCCGACCGACUUGCGUUGGCCUCGGAACUUGAAUGGGCGCGUGUGAAGUCGUGCCCAGACCGGAGAUAUGAGCCGGCGGUGAAAUACGCGCUCGCCCCCUGCGCUGGCGGCAGCGGACUGUUGGCGUGUCGUGGGGAAACUGAGGACUGGGCGGACACACCGUGCUACGUCUUUGGCAGUCCCACAUCGCUCGACUACCUCGGUGUCCGCCGCGCCGUCACGGCGCCCAAGAAUGAAACCAUGCCUGCGAAGAAGCUCUGCCGCGUCAGCUGCUUCACCGAAGACGAGAUCACUUUCCUCUACCACCUCCGACUGCUGCAGACCUUCGCCCCCACACUCCUUCCUACAUCCCUGCUGAACACCGAGCCGCCUGAACCAGCCGAGGCGGCGGUCAUGCAGAAGGCGGUGACCCGGGUCCUUCAAGACCACCCAUCCCAUCCCACAUGUCAGUCCUACUGCGGUCCCUGUUCCCCGAGCCGGCUGGCCAUGCUCGAACAUUGCCGAUGCACUUUCGCUACCGUCCGGUGCAACUUUGGCACUCGCGGAGACAAGAAGACUAUCGAACUAGUCGGCAUCAACACCACCCUGGAUCAGCUCUUCAAACAUGUGUCGAUGGGCGAAAUGAACUUCUUGUAUGUCAACCAGGGCUGCUAUUACGACUGCCUCAUUUGA